Messenger RNA from Opisthorchis viverrini, 2934 nucleotides. RefSeq lists its product as hypothetical. Gene Ontology annotation, molecular function: protein kinase activity; ATP binding. The record is from RefSeq and is a predicted model, not a curated record. The transcript has 10 exons. Gene Ontology annotation, biological process: protein phosphorylation. NCBI's taxonomy places the organism in Eukaryota, Metazoa, Platyhelminthes, Trematoda, Opisthorchiida, Opisthorchiidae. The coding region runs from base 1 to 2934 and encodes 977 amino acids.
AUGCUGCUGAAAACUCUUCGACAGCCCACGACCGGUUUCGCCCUUCUUGGGGCUCAUCAGGAUUUGAUAGAACUGUCCGAGCUGAGACGUUUGGCUAAAGGGCAUCCAAUAUUGUUCGUUGUGGUCCCAGCGAGGGACUCUUGUGGCGAGGAAGUCUUCACAAACUGGUGCACCAUUGCGGAUUCGAAAGCAAGUGAAGACAAAGCUACCUUUCCCUGGGAGUCAAUAAACAUCAAAUAUGUUGGACAGCUUUUGGCCGACCAUUCGGAAGAGUUGUUUCGGUCGGUCUAUCAACGCGGCCAUCAAUCAGAUUCCUCUGACACGCGAGACGCAGAAAGUCAGCUGAUGGAAAACAGAACUGAUUCAGCUUGGACCCAAGAUCACCCAAAUCUUCCAUCCAUCUUGACAAAGCUCGGAUUUCUUCCAAGGCCCAGUGGAACAGAAGUGGGGGAAUCUGAGGGACGUAGGCCAGCCUCGCCCGACAGCGGCAAUUCUUCCCUAGCCGGUUCGUUCGCAAAGCAAACAGAUGGGACACUACUCCAAGAAAUUCCCUCGGCAAAUUCUUGCCGUUGUUCAUCACUAAACGAGGUUUCCGGGAGAGUGGAAAACGAUUACAAGCUAGUACGCGGCUGUGUUAGUAUCUGUUUUCGUUUUUUGGCCAGACUAUCUCCCAUGAAUUCUGAACUGGUCUAUCAUUUCAAAAGAGAGUUUCACACUCAAUUGUCUGCAUUUGUGAGACAAAGGCUACGUCAUCAAGUGUUCUGGGCUCUUGCAUCCAUCGAGGCGGCCGCCUUGGAAUGCCUCAAAGGAUUUGUACUUCAGGCUCAUGAUCUGUCAAAUGACUUGCUGGUCACUCCGAACCUUUUGGAAUUCGCCAAAACUCAGGAAGCAAGACUUCAUGAAAAGCUAACACAGACAGCGAAACAACGCCAACCGGAGAUCUUGAAGAUGAUCAGUGAUACUUUGAAGGAGAUGCGUGAUAUCGUGCCACAGAUGGCGGCGCGGGAUUUGAAUUUCCUCCCGUUUGGUGCACCGGAAAUUUCGAAUGAUAUUUCGAAUACCGGUUCACCCCUGACUUCACAACAUAGGUGCAAGCCGAUAGGCCCCUGUCCGAUAGUUGUUCCUUCACAGGAUGUCAUGGGACAAAACGGGACCUCCAAAAUAUAUUCCACAUCCUCCUGUCAUUCGUCCAUGAGUUCUCAUCCAGUGCAAGUCGCGGUCGACCAUACUUUGAAGGAGAUGCGUGAUAUCGUGCCACAGAUGGCGGCGCGGGAUUUGAAUUUCCUCCCGUUUGGUGCACCGGGAAUUUCGAAUGCCGGUUCACCCCUGACUUCACAACAUAGGUGCAAGACGAUAGGCCCCUGUCCGAUAGUUGUUCCUUCACAGGAUGUCAUGGGACAAAACGGGACCUCCAAAAUAUAUUCCACAUCCUCCUGUCAUUCGUCCAUGAGUUCUCAUCCAGUGCAAGGAACCCUUGAACGAACAAUCGAGAAAUUGGAGCACUUGAGUGACAAGGAACUCUAUUCAAGACGUGUAAUGUCAUGUCGCUUCCCAGAGCAUCUGACAGACGAUGACACAUCUGGGGAAUUGGUUCACCACGCAACAGAUAACUGCGGUAAUCAAGAGGGCGGGUCAGAGUGGAGCAAAAACUUUCGCAUCACUGUGUCGAACGAGCAUCUUCACUGCCCGCGGUCAAUCAACUCUACUAUGGAUGAAUUCAGAGGACUCGAACGGUCUCCUGAAGCAGGCGAACACUGCGCUGGCUUGGCUUUGAGGGCGCUGCUGACGUUCGCCUACGAGUUGACAGUUCCACUUAAGCAAACAACGAAAGCACAACUUUCUGGGCUGUUUGACAAAUUGAAGAGCACUGAUGAGACUCACCAAUCAAUGUUCUUUGGAACUGUUUAUCAGGUUUUUGUAGCGCCACUUCCUUGGAGAGCACCAACUGUUUUGGACGCUACCUGGACAACCCGUACCGCACAAUCUAUCCUAACGGGACUUUGCGAGAAUACAAUAGCUCGGAAGCUGUCGGCACAAGUGACUGAAAAAUUGCGUCAGUCACACGAACAAUUCCUAACGACACUUCAUCGUCUCGAAGUUCGCACUGAAAUGCGAAAUUGCCGGUUCGAAGACGCGCAAGAAAACAUUAUAAGGCAACAUGCACCGAGGCUUGCCCGUACCGUGUUGGAGAUGUCGGCACUUAGACACUACCUGACGCACGGUCUACCCUCGUUGGGGAAAGAGCUAGGUCGUGGACAAUAUGGAGUGGUCUACGCCUGUUCCAGCUGGGGAGGCCAUUCACUUUUGGCCGUGAAGUCUGUGGUGCCACCUGAUGAGAAGCAUUGGAGAGAUUUGGCGAUGGAACUAUUCUACAGCAGGCAAUUACCACAGCACGAUCGAAUAGCCAACGUUCAUGCCCAUGUGAUCGAUUACGACCGUGCGCAUGGAUCAGAACCAGCAGUGUUACUAAUCAUGGAACGUUUGGCAAGAGAUCUACAUAUCGCACUCAAGCAAGGAUUGUCCUGGCUUCGCCGACUAAUCGUAGCAAGAGAUGUCGCCGAGGGUGUACGGUACCUACACAGUCAAGGACUGAUUCAUCGAGACAUCAAACCGCGAAAUGUGCUUCUCGAUCUGAACGACCGGGCCAAAUUGACAGACUUGGGAUUCUGCAAGCCACAAGCGAUGAUAGGUGGCAGCAUUUUAGGUACUCCGCUACAUAUGGCACCUGAAAUACUCCAGAAGAAGUACGAUUACACGAUUGAUAUUUACGCUUGGGGUAUCCUAUUUUGGUACAUUUGUGCCGGCAGCGUGCACAUGCCACGCAACUUUGACAAGUGUACGAACAAGGAGGUUUUGUGGAGCACCGUUCGUAAAGGUAAGAAGCCCCUCAAUUUGAGCACGUCAUCUUUUCAGGGGUUCGUCCUGAACGACUAA